UACAUUAACGACUCUCUUCGUUCGGAUCAAUGGCUUUUUCUCUCCCUUCUUCCUGACUCUCAUCGAGCGUCUAUCUGAAACCUAAUUCUAGAAUCGUAAAUUUGAUGUCUCUUUUGUAAAAUUCAUCAACGAUUUCUCUUUUUUUUAUGAUUGGUUGAUUAAUCGCAUGGGUAGUGGCAGUGAUUCGGCGACCUCUCUCGCUCCUGGGUUCCGAUUCCAUCCAACCGAUGAGGAACUCGUUCGAUACUACCUGAAGCGCAAGGUCUGCAAUAAACCCUUCCGCUUCGACCCAAUCUCGGUCAUCGACGUCUACAGAUCCGAGCCCUGGGACCUUCCAAGUAGGUCGAAGCUGAAGAGCAGAGAUUUGGAGUGGUAUUUCUUUAGUGCGUUGGACAAAAAGUAUGGGAACGGCUCGAGGACGAAUCGGGCCACAGAGAAAGGCUACUGGAAGACCACUGGUAAGGACCGGCAGAUUAGCUGGAAUAACAAGACUGUCGGUAUGAAGAAAACCCUCGUGUAUCAUCUAGGCCGAGCUCCCCGUGGCGAGCGCUCCAAUUGGGUCAUGCACGAGUACCGCCUUACUGAUGAUGAUCUGGAAAAAGCUGGGAUAGCCCAGGAUGCAUUUGUUUUGGUUAGGAUAUUUCAGAAGAGUGGCUCGGGUCCAAAGAAUGGGGAGCAAUACGGAGCGCCUUUUAUUGAGGAGGAAUGGGACGACUAUGAGGAGGUGCCCUUGCCUGCUGAGAAAGCCCUGCCAACUGCUGAUGAGGUUGAUUUUAGUUAUGGUCCCCCCGUUGAGGCUGAUAACCUGGAACAGAAUGAAAAUGGUAUAUUUUUCGAGGACCCUGCUUACCCACCAGACUUCUAUUAUGAAGAUACAAGUAAUAAUUUUGACCAUUUGAGGGGAUUCAGUGAAGAUGAUCAAAAGCCCAUGAUAGGCAAUGGUGGGUUGCAGUAUGGUCAAGUGACCGGCGUUGGUAACUUACCACCUGAGCAAUAUGAGAUUGAUGCCAAACCAGUCAAAGAUGAAUAUUUUGCUGCUGAAUCGAGCAAUAAUGGGAUUCCUAAUGAUGUCAAUUACUUGGUUUCUGAAUCGUACAUGGAUGCUACAGAUCAUCCUUCACUUGUUGAUGGUUUCUACCUGGAAGCUAAUGAUCUUUCACAUUCCGUUGAGGCAGAUGAUGGAGGUUUUGAAAUGGUUGAUGAGUACCUCAACUUUUUCGAUGCCGAAAAUGACAAUUUUCUUUUUGAUCCUUCAGAAUUUCUGGAAAGUGAUAGCAUUCCCUAUGAACAGGUUCCUCAAAAUCAAAAGGAUGUCUGUGAGGACACACCCAAGCAAGGCCAAGAUCAAUUAGAAACACUUGGAAAUGCUGAUGCUUCUUCCUCGAAGCAGAAGCAUGAAGAUGCUAAACAAUUUGAGCCUGAAGGGGACUAUCCAUUCCUUCAAAAGGCCAGUCACCUAUUGGAAGGCAUUUCUGCUCCUCCUGCAUUUGCUUCUGAGUUGCCUAUGAAGGAUGCAGCUCUCCGCCUAAAUUCAGCGUCAUCAUCUUCCAGUUCGGUUAGGGUUACUGCUGGUAUAAUCACAAUAGAGAACAUGACUUGGUCAUCUGGCAAGAAUGGAGACCUCAGCAUCAUCCUUUCUAUUGGCAUUUCACAAAGUCCUGCCAGUUUGGUGCCAAUGGAUAGCUUAUUUUCGGGGAAGACAGGAUCUGGGACAUCAUGGAGCUGGUUCUUCUUGACGUUGUUUUGGGUCCUGCUUCUUGCAGUGAGUUUUAAAGUUGGAACCCAUAUUUGUGCCAAUUGAUAUUUUAUCAAUAGCAUGGUGAUAAAUUCCAAGAAAAAAAAAUGGGCUCUAGGUAUUUUACUAGGUCAGCUACUGGUUGAACGCUCAAUAAGGUCGACUGGGACAAAAUGUUGCCCGAUAUUCUUUCUUUUAUCUCGUUGUAGGUAAUGCUGACUUCGUCACUGGUCCUUCUUGUUGUAUACCCUGCUAUUUGGUCUUACGGUGGUAGGUGUUGACAUUAUUUGCUCUAUAAUCCUGUUAACACGUCAAGACUUGGUAGUUUUUUACUUCCUUUCAGUCAUCAAGUUCUGCUUAGAAAUCCAUUGCCUUUUUGUGGCAUUCGAUUCCAUCUAUUCUUCAUUGGAAGCAUAGUUAUUUGAUGGUAAGGAAGAAAUUGCAUGUCA
Molecule: messenger RNA, 2184 nt
Organism: Tripterygium wilfordii
Lineage: Eukaryota; Viridiplantae; Streptophyta; Magnoliopsida; Celastrales; Celastraceae
Product: NAC domain-containing protein 53-like
Exons: 6
Coding region: 167-1801 (544 amino acids)
Biological process (GO): regulation of DNA-templated transcription
Molecular function (GO): DNA binding
Source: RefSeq, a predicted model, not a curated record